Molecule: messenger RNA, 2238 nt
Organism: Eutrema salsugineum
Lineage: Eukaryota; Viridiplantae; Streptophyta; Magnoliopsida; Brassicales; Brassicaceae
Product: wall-associated receptor kinase-like 10
Exons: 4
Coding region: 1-2238 (745 amino acids)
Biological process (GO): protein phosphorylation; cell surface receptor signaling pathway
Cellular component (GO): plasma membrane
Molecular function (GO): ATP binding; polysaccharide binding; calcium ion binding
Source: RefSeq, a predicted model, not a curated record
AUGAUAAAGUAUGGUGAAAGGUUUAUUAUACUCUGUCUUCACCUGUAUCUAGUUGUUGUGCAUGUGUUGAACUCUGUUUCAGCACAAGUCACGGUUCCAAGUUCUUGCGUAAGACGCUGUGGGAACAUCUCCAUACCGUUUCCUUUUGGUAUUGGAGACGGGUGCUUCCUCAAUGAUUGGUACGAGGUCCAGUGCAACAAGUCGGUCCCGUAUCUGCCCAAAAUCAACAAGGAAUUGGUGCAAAUCGAUCUACCGAGAGCAUUAGAGCACCGGGUUGAGUCAUUUCCUGUUGACUCGUAUCCUUUUGACUCGUUUCCUGUUGGAUCGCUCCGCAUCAAAACCAGCAUGACUUCUAUGGGGUGUUCUCGCGGCGACGAAGAGAAGUUGGAAGAGGUUUUGUUGAAUUUGACGGCUACUCCUUUUUCAGUCGGCAGCAAUAACCUACUGAUGGCUUUUGGGUGCAAUGCCACGGCUACGUUGACCCAUAUCGACCCUGGAAUUGUGGGUUGCGUCUCGACUUGCGAUCAAUGGAAAUACUACUGGCUCUUAGACGACGACACAGGCUGCUAUGGCUACCGGUGUUGCAAUGCAAGCACGCCUAGAGAGAUCGGUGAUGUAAUUGGUGUGAAAAUAGAGAGCGGCUAUGGUGGUAAUACGACGUGCGUAGUCGCCUUCUUAACAGACGAAUACGAGCAACCAUCACUGUGGAGCAACAGAACUGAUGCGAAAAAGCUUCACGCUACCAAGUAUGCUACAAUCCAGCUGACUUGGAAAAUUAUUACGACCAAUCUUUCGUUUCAAGAGUGCCGCACCCUAGAUUACCACUCUCAAUCUAGACCUUGCUUCUGCUAUCAAUGGUUUAACCCUAAUAACGAGUUCUACGAUAUAAGGUGUGCGUGCACCUCUGGCUACGAGGGUAACCCAUACGAUCAUGAUGGAUGCAAAGAUAUUGAUGAGUGUAAAAUCCACGAAGAUGGUCGUCCCAAGUAUUGUAUCAGCGGCAAGAUUACUACUUGUCAAAAUAUUCCCGGAAGCUAUCUAUGCGUAACCCAAAAGAACAAAACCUCCAUCAUUUAUAUAGGGGUUAGCGUAGGUUUAGGCGUGUUGCUUGUAGGUGUAGGCUUUGGGCUAUACAAAUUUAUCAAGAAGUAUAGAAAGACGAACCUCAGAAAAAAGUUCUUUAAGCGUAAUGGAGGUCUUUUGUUAGAGAAACAAUUAGCUUCAGGAGAAGAAAGCUCUGUAGAGAAAACAAAAAUAUUCAGCUCGAAAGAAUUAGAGAAAGCUACAGAGAGUUUCAGUCUGGAGAGGGUUCUUGGGGAAGGUGGCCAAGGAACGGUGUUCAAAGGGAUGCUCGCUGACGGUAGGAUCGUAGCGGUAAAGAAAUCCAAGGUUCUGGACGAAGAUCAAGUGGAGGAAUUUAUUAACGAGGUUGUGGUUUCCUCUAAAAUCAAGCACCGCAACAUCGUUGGGAUAUUAGGAUGCUGUCUAGAGACAGAGGUUCCAGUGUUGGUGUAUGAAUACAUUCCCAACGGCAAUCUUUUUGAACAUCUCCAUAAUGAGGACAUAAUUGUUCCUUGGGGAGUACGCUUGCAAAUUGCUAUAGAGAUUGCGGGAGCGAUUUCAUACCUGCAUUAUUCUGCAACAUCUCCGAUUUACCACAAAGAUAUCAAGUCCUCGAACAUACUCUUGGAUGACAAGUCUCGAGCAAAAUUAUCAGACUUUGGCACUUCAAGAGUGAUAGCUGUAGAUCACAGCCACCUCACAACGGUGGUUUCAGGUACGGUAGGAUACCUAGAUCCUGAGUACUUCCAGUCCAGCCAGUACACAGAGAAAAGUGAUGUUUAUAGUUACGGAGUUGUGCUAGCAGAACUUAUCACUGGAGAAAAAGCAAUCUCUACCCAACGGCCUCAAGGAAACAGGACUCUAGCUACUUACUUUCUUGUAGCAAUGGAAGAGAAGAGACUUGUCGACAUCAUUGAUCCACGAAUCAGAGAGGGCUGCGUGUUGGAACAAGUCACGGGAAUGGCCAAGAUUGCCAAGUUAUGCUUGAACUUAAAGGGAGAUAGACGACCAACCAUGAGGGAAGUUUCACUGGAAUUGGAGAGACUUUCCAAGGAGGAAGAAAUUGCACAAAUCUACACACGAAGAGAGUCGUUAAACAUAGAUAUUGCUUCAACAUCAACAUCUGGUUCUGCUACGUGGAGUGAUGCUCAACCGUUUUUUUCUCGUCAACCAUGA